Acanthosepion pharaonis is the source of this 504-nucleotide messenger RNA. The record is from the annotation of a GenBank genome assembly. NCBI's taxonomy places the organism in Eukaryota, Metazoa, Mollusca, Cephalopoda, Sepiida, Sepiidae.
AUGAUCUAUUCAUCUAUCUAUCUGUCUAUCUAUCUAUCUAUGACUGAUCUAUCUAUCCAUCUCUCUCUGAUCUCUCUCUCUCUCUCUCUAUCUAUAUAUGUGAGGGCAAUAACUCCUAAUUAUAAUAUUACUUUUACCAUAAUGGGACAAGGAAUUGGGGGCAGAGAUUUCUCUCCUCCCACUUCUAAACAAGCAGAAAAUCAAUGGAAGAAGAGACGUCAUUGUCGGAUCGAUAUUGAACCGAAAGGUUACCAAAUCGAAUCCGAUAACAACGGAGUGAUAGCAGUGGUAGCAGUGGUAGCUAUCGUGCGUUUCUCUCUCUCUCUGUCUCUCUCUCUCUCUGUCUCUCACUCACUCACUCUUUAUGUAUGUAUCUAUCUAUCUAUAUGUUCUUGUUUAAAUCAAUAUAUCUAUCUCGGUUUGUUCAUAUAUAUCUAUAUCAAUUUGUUCAUCUCUUACUAUCUUUCCUUUGCCUCUCUUUUGUCUCUCUCUCUCUCUCUCUGA